This is a messenger RNA of Mytilus californianus (California mussel), 10452 nucleotides long. RefSeq names its product tyrosine-protein phosphatase non-receptor type 23-like. The transcript has 29 exons. The coding region runs from base 21 to 7478 and encodes 2485 amino acids. Gene Ontology annotation, molecular function: protein binding; protein tyrosine phosphatase activity. Gene Ontology annotation, cellular component: endosome. Lineage: Eukaryota; Metazoa; Mollusca; Bivalvia; Mytilida; Mytilidae. Gene Ontology annotation, biological process: protein transport to vacuole involved in ubiquitin-dependent protein catabolic process via the multivesicular body sorting pathway; early endosome to late endosome transport; endocytic recycling. The record is from RefSeq and is a predicted model, not a curated record.
CGCAGAACCAAAACAAGAAAAUGGAGGCUGUGCCUCGGAUGCCGAUGCUGUCUUUCGAACUUAAACAGUGUCCAGAAUAUGUUGAUUUUGGUCCAGUCUUAAAGCAGUACAUAAAGAACAACUAUGGAGAAGAUCCAGCUCAUUAUAACAAAGCUUGUAGUGAUCUAGAACAGCUUAGACAGAGUGCUGUUCAUGUGUCACAUGAUUUCAUGGGAUGUAGUACAUUAAAGAAGUACUAUGCCCAGUUACAAUUCUUACAAGGGAGGUUCCCCAUGGGGGAAGAAGGAGAAUGUGGUAUAAAUUUUACCUGGGAGGAUGUUUUCCUGGGAAGAGAAGUAACAAUCCCGGAUGUAAAGUUUGAACAGGCCUGUAUCCUAUAUAACAUAGGAGCUUUACAUUCUAUACUGGGUAGUAUAGAAACCAGGCAGAGUGCUGAUGGGAUGAAGGUAUCCUGUACCCACUUCCAGUGUGCUGCUUGGGCAUUUGAAUAUUUACGUGACCAUUUUGGAUCGUCGAACCUUAGCGUUGAUAUGUCACAUGAAGUCUUAACAUUCCAAGUUCAUUUGAUGCUGGCACAAGCACAGGAAUGUAUUUUAGAGAAGUCAAUGAUAGAUAGUAGAAAGAACACUAUCACUGCUAAAGUCUCAGCACAAGUUGUGGAAUUCUACAGAACUGUGAUCAAAUCACUUCAGACAGAAAAUAUGGAUGCCAUCUUAGGCUCACGCAAGUAUAAGGACUGGAAAAAGAGAGCAGAACUGAAGAUUUUAUUUUACGAAGUUAUCACAAAUUAUUACAUGGGGAGAAAUUCUGAAGAACAGGAAAAGUUUGGAGAAUGUGUGGCUUACUAUACACUAUCCUAUGAUAAACUGAAGGAAGCUAUUAAAAUGGCUAAGAGUGAGUCAUCUGAUAUCCAAGAGUCUUUGAGAUUUACAAAUGAUGUUGUUGGUGGCAAGUUCCAGUCUGCAAAGAAAGACAAUGAUUAUGUAUACCAUGAAAAAAUUCCUGCAGGAGACACACUUCCAGAGGUUAAAGGUGCAUCAUUGGUAAAAGGUAUACCAUUCAACUGGAAUGAUCCUGAAGUAUCUGGAACUGAUAUAUUCCAGAAACUGGUUCCCAUGUCUGCACAUGAAGCAUCUUCUAUGUACAGCGAAGAAAAGGCUAAGUUAAUGAGAACAGUUGGAGCAGAAAUAGAGGAGAAAAAUGUUGCUUUAUUGCAGUUCAUGUCAUCUUUGAACCUUGAUCCCUCUAAACUGAACUUUGAACCAGAGAGACUACCACAAGAUUUGCUUGAGAAGUGUGCUGCUGUUAGCGUUAGACCAAAUGCUAUAAAAGAUCUGGUGGAUGCCAUGGGAGCUGUAUCUAACACUGCUACAGAUGUUGAGCUGGCUAUACAGGAAAUAAAUGAUUUGAUUGAAAAUGAUAUAAAGGAAGAUGAAGAGUUUCAGAAACAGUUUGGGAAAAGGUCUCAGAAUCCUAUGCUUCCUGAAAUAAAGAAAGACUGUGACCGGUUCCAGGAAGGUCACAAAAAAGGGAACCAGUCAAAUGUUGAUCUACAUAAAGCAAUGAAUACACACAUUACCAAUCUAAAGCUUCUUGCUGGUCCCUUAGAAGAUAUCAAGAAUCACCUGCCUUCACUGGAAAGAGACAGAGAUCCAGAGUCAGAAGCUGUUGUUAAAGAGCUUCAAAGGUUACUUGAUAAAGUUGAUGAAAUGAAAAAUCAGAGAGCAAUGCUAGAGGAACAGUUUAGAAAGCAGGUCAAAGAGGAUGAUAUAACCAAUCAGAUUGUAGCACAGGAUGGUGGUAGUAAUACCAUGGUAAUGUUUGAAGAACAACUUAAAAAACAUGACACACAGAUAGGUUACAUCCACCAGAACUUAGAUGCUCAGGAUAACAUACUUAGAGCUUUAACUGAUGUUAAUGCCAGAUAUGCUACUACAAGGAGAGCCACAGCAGAUACAAUUACAAGGAGAGAAGCCACCAUAGAGGGACUUAAGAAUUCAUAUGAUGUUUAUGAAGAUUUAUUAGCGAAGUCACAGAAAGGUUUGGAUUUCUAUAAGAAGCUUGAAUCCAACAUCAACAGGUUGUUAGAACGAUGUAGAGGAAUUUGUAAACAGCAAGCUGAAGAACGACAACAGAUUAUAGACAGACUCAAACCUAAAGAACCACCUGUAAGACCUUCCACACAGAAACCAGCAGAAUCCACAUCAAUGCUCCAAGGUCCAGGCAGUGCCUUACCAUAUGGUCCUAAUGACUUUUCAGUUAGUCCAAGUGGAGUCUUGCCUGGUAGUACAUCUGGUCCAAUUGGUCCAAUGCCCGACUUGCAUGCAUCCCUGCCAGGGUUUGAAGGACCUAAAUUAAAAGAUUAUCUCCCUUUUAUGAAACCUAAAACAUUUGGAAAAGGCAGAGUGGCUACUGGAUCCCUUCCAAGUAGUUUGAUAUCAUCACCAGUUCAUCUUCCUCCUGGGCCGGAUAGUUUACCAUCUAGUCCAUUACAUGGCUUGAGUGAUGAAGAUAUUAGAAAACUGGGAAUUACAGAUCCCAAAGUUUUAGCCAUGAUAAGAGCUCAUUCUUUACCUCCUGUGACUGGGUCAACUCAACAGCCAUCAGGAAUUAGUGGUUACCAACAGCCACAAGGGGUUGGUGGGUACCAGCAGCCACCAGGGGGCCAUGGUUACCAGCAUCCAUCAGCAGGAGAAGCAGGUCAAACUGGAAGUUAUCCAUCUCCGUCACAAUCGCCAAGUUUACAUGGAGGAAUGCCGGGUACAGUGAGAUUUGAUAGAUCUACCAAACCAACUGCUUACUCACAAAAUCUUGGACCUCAUGGUAUGUCACAACCACAACAAAGAAUGGUCCAACCAAGUGUGCCACAGUCUACAACAGGAUAUAAUAUUGGUCAGCCACAAUCAGCAAUGUCACCAGGUAUGCCACAGAUGCAAGGUGGCUGUGGUCCAAAUGUCAGUUACCCCUCAACUAAUAAUUUACCACAGAUGCCACCUAGUACAUCAGCGGGUCAACAGACCCCAGGCCCAAAUCAAUCAUUUGCUAGUCAGGUUGCACCAAACCAGUCUAAUUACCAACCAACACAAGGGCAAUCUGUUUCCAAUCCAGGAUAUACUACAGGAAAUAUAGGACAGCAACAGGUUCAGACUGGACAAAGUGUACCUCAAACAAAUGUGGUGUCGUCAACAGUACAGCAGGGACCAACUAGUGGUGGGCAACAAUCAGGGGGACAAUUUGUACCUUCAGGACACCCAGCACAGUCAGGUAUGGCUCCACCAGGGUAUGGAAAUGCUUUACAAGAUAGAAUGAAUCAGAUACCAUCAUCUGGACAACAAAGUUUUAUGGCACAGACUAAUACAACUACUUACAACCAACCAUCUGCACAGAGGUCAUCACAGGGACAAGUUCCUUCAACACCAGGGAUUCCACCACAUCCACAGAAUGUUUCUCAACAGUCAACAUAUAAGCCUCAACAAACAAUGACCUCUCAGCCAAGUCAGAGUCAAGGGCAGAUAUAUCAGCAAGGUCAGAUGGGUCAAGGUCAAAACCAGCAAUCUCAAAACUAUCAAGGUAAUUUCCCUCCUCAAAGUCAAGGUCAGUUACCACAACAACAGAGUCAACAACAGUGGUUACCAACAGCAGUUCCUGGAACUAAUCAAUAUAUCCAAUCUGGACAGCAACCUCCCAUUCAACAUGUCCAGGAUCAAAGAUUUCAACAGCCAAUUGCUAGUCAACAACAAACCCCUGGCCAGCCAUCAGGACAGAGAUUUCAACAGCCAAAUGUUGGUCCACAGCAAAUGUUUCAGACAUCCCAAAGGUUUCCUCAGGCAAAUAUUAGUCAAGAACAACAGGUACAAAGAUUUCAGCAACCAAAUACAAGUCAACAACAAAAUCACUUUUAUGGACAGCAACCAAGUAUUCAACAAGGUCAAGGUGGUCCUCAAAGUUCAGCACAGUAUCUGCCUAAUCAAGGGCAAAAUACUCAAGUGACCUCUCAGACUCAGCCCCCACAGACACAGGUUCAACAACCAAAUACAAGUCAACAGCAAAAUCAAUAUUAUGGACAGCAACCCAGUAAUCAACAAGGUCAAGGUGGUCCUCAAAGUUCAGCGCAGUAUCCACAUAAUCAAGGGCAAAAUACUCGAGUGACUUCUCAGACUCCAUCCCCACAGACACAGGUUCAACAACCAAAUACAAGUCAACAGCAAAAUCAAUAUUAUGGACAGCAACCCAGUAAUCAACAAGGUCAAGGUGGUCCUCAAAGUUCAGUGCAGUAUCCACAUAAUCAAGGACAGAAUACUCGAGUGACCUCUCAGACUCCGCCCCCACAGACACAGGUUCAACAACCAAAUGUAAGUCAACAGCAAAAUCACUAUUAUGGACAGCAACCCAGUAAUCAACAAGGUCAAGGUGGGCCUGGAAGUUCAGUGCAGUAUCCACCAAAUCAAGGGCAAAAUACUCAAGUGACCUCUCAGACUCCGCCCCAACAGUCAAAGACGUCAUCUUCACAGCUAACUCAGUUCUCUCAGCAGCAAAGUAAUGCACAACAAUUUGGACAACAGCCACAAAACCAACAACAAACUAAACCACAACAGUUUGGACAACAGGCUUUGCAACAACCAUAUAAUGGAUAUGGGGGUCAGCAAACUACAACAUCUGGUAAUGCACCUGCACAGAUGAGUCAGGCUGGUCAAGGUCAAAUGCAAUAUAUGUCCAAUCAAUCUAGUCAAGGUUACUUAAGAGGUCAACCAGUUCAACCCAUGUCAGGACAACUGACACAACCACCAUCAAGUCAAGGUUUUGGCAGUCAACAGGGAAAUCAGUUGUUAGGACAACAGGUAGCACAAACUACCAAUAUAGCAAGUACAGGACAACAAAUACCAAGACAACAAGGACCACAAUUUCAUCAAGGUACACAGCCACAAAUGCCACAGACUCCAUCCACUUAUGGUGGAUUUGGCCAACAGCCCCAGUUACAACAAUCAAGUUCAUUGUCCCAAGUUCCUCAACAAAUUCCUGCAAUGCCACCAGGAAUGUCACAGCAGAGUGGAUUUAUACAACAAGGGCAAACUAUGACAACAAUCUCCAAUGUGAUACCACAAAAUAAAGGAAGCAUUCACCAACAACAAGGUCAGGCCAUGACUGCAGUGGCACAGUCAGGUCCACAACCUAUUGGGAAUAGCCAACAGCAAGGACAGAUACAGGUGCGUCAACAGCAAUAUCAUUCCUCAGUGCCACCGACCAGUAAUGUGCAAUUACAGCCGUCAGUAUCCAUGACUUCCCAGCACCAAGGGUAUCCCACAGUACAACAACAGACAACUAACCAACAGAUGCAGAGACCUCUCUCUGGACAGUCACAAAUGUCACAGCCAUUAAUGCAGAAAGGUACACCACAGCCAAGUUAUUCAUCAACAAUACAGCAAAUGAACCCACUUUCUCCACCAGAUAUCUUACCACAACCAAUCCUACCAAGCCCAAUGAAACCAGUAACAGAGAUCCAGUCAUCCUUUCAGGAAGUUACUAUGGAAACAAAAACGCCAUCCAUACAAGAUGUUACAGAACUAGAAACUACAUCGAAGAUGGAAUUUCAUACACGAGCUAGAGAAUCUCCAAUAAUACAAAGAAAACAGCCUGAAAAGUCACAUUCCAGAUCAAAUUCCAACACCAGCCAAUCAGAUUUCAAGUUGUUAUCAAGGAAACAUUCCUGUUCAUCCAUUGGUUCAUCUCUGGAUGAUAUUUUAUCAUCAAGUCCUGUAGAUUCUACCCAUGAACCACCUGACUCAGUUCUAACACCCAAAGUUCUUACAGCACAGGAAAUAGCACAGCAGAAAGAGGAUGCUAUAUUGAAAGGAACGCUUGGGAGACAGUUUUCUAAAGACCCAUAUCCAGAUUCAUCUAAAAUGGAUAAAUUUGUUGCAGAGACUGAAAAAUUAGCCAAGUUUGUUGAAAGUUUGGAUAAAGCUACUUGUUCUGGACCUUCACAUUUGGAUAUAGCUUGGAAGGAGGUGACAGAAGACUAUGAUAUCCAUGGUAAGAAGAACUCAAUGGCGAUUGGUCGAUGUUAUCCAAUGAAAAACAGAGAUCAGGAUGUUUUACCUUAUGAUAUGUCCAGGGUAUUACUGACACAACAUAAAGAUGAUUAUAUAAACGCUAGCUGGAUAAAUGAUUUGGCAGAAUCUUGUCCUAAAUUUAUUGCCACACAAGCUCCAUUGCACUCCACUAUGUUUGACUUCUGGUUAAUGGUAUAUGAACAGGGGUCAGAGGUCAUUGUUAUGCUGUCAAGUGAAGUGGAAAACAAAGACACAAAGAAAUUUCCUGAAUAUUGGCCACCAGAGAAAGGCAAAUUAACACACCAUGGUCCUAUUACAUUAACACUACAGAGCUUGAAAGACACACAAUUGUGGACAGAGAGAAUUAUCUAUCUACAACACCAACAGACAAAGACUGGGAGGACUAUAGUACAUCUACAGUACAAAAACUGGCCUGUCAGUGGGUUUCCAGAGAAGGUUCCUAGUGUGUUACAGUUUAUCAAUGAAGUCCAUAACUUCUACAGACAGCAGAGAAGUCUUCUAAAACCUGUCAUGGUUCACUGCAGUAAUGGUAUAGGAAGAACUGGUACCUUUCUGAUGAUUUAUACUGGAAUGCAAGAGAUAGAUCACGGUAAUGGUAUCAUCAACGUCCAGACUGUUGGUAAAAAGAUGUUACAACAACGUCGAUAUGUCAUCAGAGAGAAAAGCCAACUCAAAUUCUGUUACGGAGCUAUCUUGUACCAUGCUCAGGAUAUAUUGGCAAAACAAGGAAUAUUGGUUCGUAAAGCUUCAUUUGGAGACAAGCUUCCUCAUCCUGGAGAGAAGUCAUACCAGUGGACACCUACAGAUGAUGUCAUUUUUGGAGCAUGUAGUAUAAAUGAUCUUAAGAGCAAUGUUGAAAGACUUGGAUUACAUUUAGGUAUAUCAAACCAACAUUCUAGUCCAAAGAAAACUGUCACUCCAAAACAGGAAGUCUCCAGUGAGGAGGUGGAUAAGCAACAGAAACAUUUUUUACCUUCAAAGACAGAAGAUCAGAAAAUGGAGGGAACUUUAAUGAGCAGUUUACCUGAUGUUGUUCAAAGAACAGAUGCGGCUAGACAGAGUGUGGAUAGUGACCAAAAGUUGACUGGGUCCCUGUCUGGCUCUAAUGCAUCACUUUUAAGUGUUGGAUCAGAAUCGGAAAAGAUAACAGGUUCACCGAUACAUAAAAUAAGGUCUAGAGAAGGUUCUCCGAAACCCAGUUCUUUACAUGGAUCUCAUGAGGGAUCACCGAAAUUGCAGUCAUUGAUGGAUUUACAGAACCCAAGUUCAUUUACACUUGGCUCUGAUGGAGGAAAAAAGAAAAUAACAAAAGCUAGUUUUCUUGAAAAGACUUCAGGUUUAAGUGAUAAUUUGGAUUCAGAUGAUCCCUUUAGUUCGAUAGAUCCACUUUGGACAAUGAAAAAGUAAUAUUUGUAUUUUUUUUAUAUAGUUUUUUGUAGCAUGUAUUACAGUGUAAGUCUAUUUCUGUCAUUUCUGGAGGAUUUUUGCAAUAAAGUACAUUUUUCACUUUAUUUUAGGGUCGUCAAAUUGCGAUAAAAUUCAAUGCAUACCAACUUCUCGAAUCCUCUUAUGGGGAAAUUUAAGCACAAGAUGACCUACAAAAUAUGUAGUCUAAAUCUUACACAGUUUAUAAGUGUUUCAAUGAUUAUAUGGUUUUGAAUGAGUGUAUGUCUGUUUAGAAGCCAUUUAUAACUCCUCUGAAUGCUAUUUUUGAGGUACUGUGGAUUCGUUAUUGUUUGUUGGAUUCCAAAUUUCAUGGAUUUCAUGGCUAUAGGUAGACAACAAAUUUAAGUUCAACGAAGUAGGAAUUUUUUGUAGACUUGUCUGUAGAAACCAUGUAAUCAAAUAUCUUCGAAAAUGCAAUUAUUCAUCAAUCCACGAAAGUUGGUAUCCACGAAAAUAAAGGAAUCACAGUAUUCAGUUUAUAUAAUGAAGGAUUUAAGGAGUAAAGUCAACACCUCUCAUAGAGGAAAUCUCCCAUCAAAGUAAAGUCAACACCUCUCAUAGAGGAAAUCUCCUACCAAAGUAAAAACACCUCUCAUAGAGGAAAUCUCCUACCAAAGUAAAAACACCUCUCAUCCAGGAAAUCUCCUUUCAAAGUAAAGUUGUUUAGUUGACAAGAUGGGAUUUUGAUACCCUAUUAAAAUUAUUGCUGUCAAAUUAUAAAAUUAUGUUUAUAUUUUAGUAUAAAACAUUUGUUGCUAUUGUUCGUCAGUGAUAAUUAACAUUGAAAUAAGAUAAAUAUCUUUGCUUGCAUGCAAUUUGUGCAAUUGUCAUAUUUUUACUGUCAAAUGUUCAGACUUUAUCAUCUUUUGUGAUAAGAAUAUUGUAUUUUGGAAAUGUCUUUUGGGGCUUUAUUUGUUAUUAUGAAGUUUUUUAUUCAGACUGCAUAAUAUUUAAAAGAUGAAUACCAAGCAUUAUGUUAAGACUGUAUAAAUUAAUGCACAGUUUUAUCAGAGUUUACAAAAGUGCUGGACUGCAUAUUGCACAUUUGUGUACAGUUUUGUAAAUUUUUGCAUGCAUUUGUAACUGUGAUUUUCUUUACAAUGGAAAAAAUGCUGGAUGAAUUAUUCUGAUUUUAAGAAAUGUAGCAUACAAAUAAUGCUUUCAAGGUUAUUUUUGCAGAAUCUAUCCUGUUGCAAUUUUUCCAUUAAUGAAAUCAUUGCAAACAUUUCUGAAUUUACAGUAUUUAUUGACGGCAAAUAUAUUUAUUUACAACAUACAUAUUUAAGUGUUUACAGAAAACAUUAGAAUUAAGUUCAUGAAGUUAGCUGUUUUGCUAGAUGGACCAUGAAAUUUUGAAAUUUACUUUGAAAGAACAACAAUUGCUAUAAUUAUCUAAUCAAAUCAUGGGAAUGGUAAAAAAGGAUAUCAGACUGAAUACCCUGUUUCUGAUUUUACAACCAGGCUAAUAGAGAAUGCAUGGUUUACAUGACAAACUUCCAAUUGACAGUUUGAUUUUAUGCAUGAAGUGCAUGUAUGUACACACUCAAAAGUUUAGCUAUAAUAUAUAAAAAUAUCUACCUUCAAUAUUUAUGAACUUUUUACACAUAAUCAGAGGGCAUUAUAGUGUGAAUUUAAUGAUCUUUUUUUUAUUUCCUUCAUGUUUUGACUGUAUAAGUGUACAAGAAUAAGCACAUUACAUUGAUGAUAUAAACUAGACAGUCCCAAAACUUAGUGAUUUAAUUUUACUGGUCGAGCUUCUCAGAGGUCUUUUUAUGAUUGAAUUAUUUUGAAUUAUUAUUCAUAAACAAUUAUUUUUUUGCAUCAAGUCAACUAUAUCAAACUGGAUUUUUCAAAGUGUUAGGAGGAAUUUCAGGAUAAGUGAAAACAGAUAAACUUAUACACACAAAUUUAUAAAAAAAAAAUGUGAAUUGUGAAUUUAUAUUUUAUUUCUGAAAUGCUAAGGCACAAAAUUAUGUUUUUUUUUUUUAAUCAUGAAAAAAGAUUAACAGGAACCAAGGAGCCAAGUUUGUGGUUACUAAAUUCCGGACUUGACACAUAAAUUUUAGUUGAAAAUAUCCAUAGUGCUUAUGUUUAAUUUUUGUGGCAGGUUGGACCCCUAGCUGCAAAAUGUCAGUAGUUUUCCUUGUAAAAAUUUGAUGAGGUAAUAUUCUUUUUAAUUUUUUAAAACAUAUCAUUUGGGGUGUAUGCCUUGAGGCAACAUCUGAUGAAAUAAUAUGAUAUAGAUCAUGGCAUUGAAUGUAGAAUAUGAAGAAAGAGAUUGUUAUAAAUAAUUGAAUUCAAAGAACUAUUUGUUUAUUUUUAUACGACCGCAAAAAUUAAAAAAAUUUUGGUCGUAUAUUGGUAUGAUGUUGGCGUCGUCGUCGUUGUCGUCCGGCGUCGGCGUCAUCUGAAGACACAUUGGUUUUUCGCACUCUAACUUUAGUUUAAGUGAAUGGAUCUCUAUGAAAUUUUACCAUAAGGUUCAAUACCACAAAAGGAAGGUUGGGAUUGAUUUUGGGGGUUAUGGUACCAACAGUUAAGGAAUAAGGGGCCAAAAAUAAGCAUUUUUGUAACUUCCAGACAUAACUUGUGUAUUAGUGUAUGGAUCUUUCUGAAAUUGUACUACAAGGUUCCAUAUCACAAAGGGAAAGCUGGAAUUGAGUUUGGGGGUAAUUGCCCAAAACGUUUAGGAAUAAGGGGCCAAAAAGGGGCCAAAAAUAAGCAUUUUUCUAGUUUCCAGACAAUAACUUGUGUUCAAGUGCUCUGAAAUUGUACUGCAAGGUACCAUACGACAAAGGGAAGGCUGGGAUUGAUUUUGGGGGUAAUUGCCUCAAAAUUUUAGGAAUUAGGGGCCAAAAGGGGGCAAAAUACAAGCAUUUUUCUAGUUUCAGGACAAUAACUUGUAUGAAAGUGUAUGGAUCUUUUUGAAAAUGUA